AUGUUUCAACCAUGCUCCUGCCUAUGUGUAAAUUUCUGGAUCUCCGUGGCCCUCCUUAUCGCGCAGGCCUUGGCCUCCACCGGCCACGGCGGGUCUGAAAACCACAUCCUCAAAAGAUCCGCGCUCAACGUCCAACGCCCCGCAGUGCGCUCCUCCGGCACCCCCGCCGCCACAUACGACAAGUACAACGUGCGCUCGGACGACAGCUGGUGGUGCGGCCUGAGCGCCGUCGGCUCGCCGGCAGAGUUCCAUCCGGACAGCAUCUACCCGGUCAACCACCUCUUCACGGCCGCGGCGGUCAGCAAGACGAUGGCGAUGGUGGUCGGGCUCGGCAGGGGGAACUUUAGGAAGUAUCCGGGCAACUUUAUGAACCGCGAUCCGGCGGGGAAGACGCUGUUGCCCGAUAUAGUGCUGAGCCCGGGGUUCUCGUUGAAGUAUUUUCCGAUCCUACAUGAUGGGAGCAAGUGGGCGCCGAAGUCGAAAGACGCGAGCCAGGACGCGGGUAACUUUCGCAUGGUGUAUAGCACGUCGGCGGACAAGAAGACGGUCAAGUUCCACGGGCUGGUCUUCCAUCCGCCGAAAUCGCAAGAGCUGCGCGUCUGCCUAAAGCUGACUCCCGAGGAAUUGAAGGCCGCAAAGAAGAAGAUGCAGGCCUCCGCCCCAAGGGGGAGACUAGCUGCGGCGGCAAAGUUGUAG
Morchella sextelata is the source of this 696-nucleotide messenger RNA. RefSeq lists its product as uncharacterized. Lineage: Eukaryota; Fungi; Ascomycota; Pezizomycetes; Pezizales; Morchellaceae. The transcript has 4 exons. The record is from RefSeq and is a predicted model, not a curated record. Bases 1 to 696 code for a protein of 231 amino acids. Gene Ontology annotation, molecular function: RNA nuclease activity; RNA binding.